Limulus polyphemus (Atlantic horseshoe crab) is the source of this 1744-nucleotide messenger RNA. RefSeq names its product disks large-associated protein 3-like. Gene Ontology annotation, biological process: signaling. The record is from RefSeq and is a predicted model, not a curated record. Bases 346 to 1566 code for a protein of 406 amino acids. Gene Ontology annotation, cellular component: glutamatergic synapse; postsynaptic specialization. Gene Ontology annotation, molecular function: molecular adaptor activity. The transcript is spliced from 6 exons. Lineage: Eukaryota; Metazoa; Arthropoda; Merostomata; Xiphosura; Limulidae.
UUGAUUUUCUAUAGCUUUAAGCUGAAGAACAAAAGUUUUCUACAGACUUCUUGAAUGAAAACAAUAUUUAACCAGAUGGAUGUGGAAACUUCAGGGACAGCUGGCCUGAUGAUGGCCAUAGUGUACUCUGAUUAGUCUUCAAAUCAUGGCAGCUAUGAUGAAUAAAGAAGAUGGAGAAGUCGGGAGGCAUUCAGAUGAAGAGUACUGAAGAUAGCACCGUCAGCCAAUAGUACGUGGUUCUGUUCCACAUCCACCAACGUACGUGUGUAAUAGCAGUUCACGUAGGGAAUGUUGAGCUGAGCCUUCAGAGAAAAUUGUGUGGCUCUGACAAAAAAAAAAUCUAACAUGCACAGAAACAACGUUGUUUUGUAUGAAACUCUGCUGUCUUCUUCGGAGACGUACAUUGUGCAAAACAGCAUAAGCACCCAAGCAUCUUUCAAGUCAGCAGGUGAUAUCGUGAUAAAAAUAGGUGAGACAUCGUCUUCUAGUGCAAGCAGUGUGAAUGGUCAUUUAUCUUCUAGGUCACUAGUUCGGCAAAGACUUGAAACAAUAGAUAAAAAUAUAGCUUCUCAGGAACGGGAGGAAAAUCGAGAGAAAGGUGAAUUUCGGAGAACAUCAAAAAAAGAAAAAAGAAAUGAUGCAUGGACAAACCCAAGAAGUCUGUCUAUUCUUCCUCGGACAGUUACAGCUCAAUCAAAAAGUCUUCCAGUGUUUCGAUACUUAACCAAAGACUUUAAAGAACAACUAGCAACCAUGGACAGGUCUUUGUUGCCACCAUCAGUAGCAAUUAUUCCUGUACAUUCUUCACCCAAAGCUCAGAAAAAAUAUAUAUCACAGGAUGUACAUAUCAGUGAUGGUGAUUUAUCGGUUACAGAAUGUGUGUGUCCUCAGCCUGGUACCAAUCUUCAAGGAGAACAUAUAGAUUCUCAGCGCUCAACUGUUCCGAAGCAUAAUGGACAUGUGGAAGGCUUAACGUUAGAGCAGGAGAAGAUAGAUGGCGAGUGGUUCCUUGUUAAUAUGGAGAAAAUAAAAGAGCAGAUUCUGUCCUGCAUAACUGAAGCAGAGAAACAACUGAAAGGGGACGGUGUUCCAGAAGAGGGAGCAGGCAAGAUUCGUGUAGCUGUGGGAAAAGCGAAUCUCCUGCUCUCGCAGAAGUUUGAACAGUUCAGAGAAUUAUGCGAGAAGAAUCUAAACCAGGAUGUUUCAGAACCUUUCCCCACUAAAGAUUCUGACCUAAGUGGAUUUUGGGACAUGAUGAUGCUGCAAGUGGAUGAUGUAUUGGAUACCUUUACUAAUUUAAAGAAACUUUGUGCUAAUAAUUGGGUAGAAGUAGAGCUUCCAAAGGUUGCUACCCCUAAAUCUUGUUCUAGACGACCCGUGUAUCUUGGUGUAUCAAAAUCGACUCCAGCAAGUCCACAACGCUCAGCAAGAGCUAUUACAGCAACACAAGCAAGGGAAGAAGCCAGGAAACGGUUAUUGGAAGCUAAACGCAAAGGUCGACAGCAGCAAGCCUCUCAAGAACCAGCCACUGAAAUAGCUAUAUUUGUUCCUGAUGGUCAAAAUUGAUAAAUUGGUGAUAUUUUGGAAAGCAAAGUACCUGUGUGCAGGAUAGCUGAGAUAAUAGUCUUUAAUUAAAGAUACUCAAGUCUUGUAAGGUUACUUAAGAAUUACACUUCAUGUAGCUAGAACAUAUCAACUAAAUGGGCUACCAGUAGAAACAUAUCAACUAAAUGGGCUACCAGUA